Gadus chalcogrammus (walleye pollock) is the source of this 1580-nucleotide messenger RNA. RefSeq names its product leukocyte elastase inhibitor-like. Gene Ontology annotation, biological process: negative regulation of endopeptidase activity. The coding region runs from base 408 to 1568 and encodes 386 amino acids. The record is from RefSeq and is a predicted model, not a curated record. Lineage: Eukaryota; Metazoa; Chordata; Actinopteri; Gadiformes; Gadidae. The transcript is spliced from 9 exons. Gene Ontology annotation, molecular function: serine-type endopeptidase inhibitor activity.
UGUUGUAAUCUGAUUAGACGUCCAGUUGUAUUAGUGGUUUUCUGAGUUUUCAACUCUUAUCAUUUGCUGCUCGCUUCAUGAUUAGCUGCAAUCACUCACUACAUGGUAAAAAGUAAAACGAUGCACAGCUGCCUAUUGUAUUUGGAUAGACAGUUGGUACACAUAGAGAAUCUUAGUGUAAAGCAUUGUGUAGUAAACCUGAGUAAGGUUAUAACUGUAUUUUCCCCAAUCGGCUUGCCGUAGAACUCGAAACCCAAUGACAAUUCAGGAAGUAGGGCUACUCCUUGGCGUUGGCCAAAUAUUGAUUAGGCUUGAGCAAAAGGAUUUGGGCGUUUCCGAAUACCAUCGACAUUAUCUAUAAAGACUCUUCUCUUACCUGGUCGCUUGUCAAGGACAGGAAUACACUGAUGGACACAAUGGCAUCCUCAACCCCUUUGACCCAGGCCAACACCACCUUUACCCUGGCGUUGUUCAAAAAAAUCACGGAGGAAAACAAGUCUGGCAAUGUCUUCUACUCUCCUCUCAGCAUCUCUUCGGCCUUGGCCAUGGUGCUGCUGGGUGCACGGGGGAACACCUCCACACAGAUGUCAGAGGCGCUGCAACAUCAGAAGGGCGAGGAGGACAUCAACGCCAGCUUCUCCAAACUGCUGAGCGAGCUGAACAAGCCAGACGCGCUGUACUCCCUCAGUCUGGCCAACGGGCUGUAUGGAGAGAAGACUUACCAGUUUGUUCAGGGGUUCCUGGAUGAAACCAGGAAGUACUACCAGGCAGACCUCCAGUCUGUGGACUUCAAAACCAAGGCAGAGGAGGCCAGGGUGGAGAUAAACACCUGGGUGGAGAAACAGACACAAGAUAAAAUCAAGGACCUGUUGGUACCUGGUGUGGUUGACUCGCUGACCAGGUUGGUGCUGGUCAACGCCAUCUACUUCAAGGGAAAGUGGGACGAGCCGUUCAAGGAGGAAGCCACCGAGGAGACUGCCUUCAAACUGAACAAGAAUGACACUAAGAAAGUGAAGAUGAUGUACCGCAAAGCAACGUUCCCACUUGCCUUCAUUCCUGAGGCGAAUUGCCAGAUCCUGGAGCUGCCCUAUGAAGGCAAAGAACUCAGCAUGCUGAUCUGCCUGCCUAUGGAAAUUGAGGACGGCACCACCGGCCUGGAGAAGCUGGAAGCGAUGCUGACCUACGAGACCUUCAUGGAAUGGACCCAGCCAGACAGGAUGGGCCAGAGGGAAGUCUUAGUGGGCCUGCCGCGAUUCAAGAUGACCCAGACCUACGACAUGAAAGACCUGCUGGUCAGCAUGGGCAUGGUGGACGCCUUCGACCAGGGCCUCAGUGACUUCUCUGGCAUGUCCUCGGCCAACGACCUGGUGCUGUCCAAGGUGGUCCACAAGGCCUUCGUGGAGGUCAACGAGGAGGGCACCGAGGCCGCCGCCGCCACGCAUAGCCGGCAGAACCUUUGCUUCAGGAUAACCCCCGAAUUCGUCGCCGACCACCCCUUCCUCUUCUUCAUCCGCCACAACCCCAGCAAGAGCAUCCUGUUCGCCGGCCGCUACAGCUCACCUGAGUGAUGGCUGAGAGUG